Messenger RNA from Synchiropus splendidus (mandarinfish), 4259 nucleotides. RefSeq names its product structural maintenance of chromosomes 1A (gene smc1a). The transcript has 26 exons. Gene Ontology annotation, molecular function: ATP binding; protein binding; DNA binding. Gene Ontology annotation, biological process: sister chromatid cohesion. Gene Ontology annotation, cellular component: cohesin complex; nucleus; chromosome. NCBI's taxonomy places the organism in Eukaryota, Metazoa, Chordata, Actinopteri, Syngnathiformes, Callionymidae. The coding region runs from base 281 to 3976 and encodes 1231 amino acids. The record is from RefSeq and is a predicted model, not a curated record.
GAGUUUUGUCCCGCGCGCUCCGGCUAUUUCCGGUUCGAUUGUAAAAUGGCGCACUCUCGUCUCGGCGGCGUAGCGUAGUUUUACAUCGAGAUAGUGGAUUUCUGCGAGUCCAAAUGUGCAUUCCAAACUGCGCAUGUAGCGGCAGCGUUUGCGGGGUGCAUUUAUCGUCGCGCGUGGUUCCGUCGAGGAGACGCUGAGUGUAAACAGCGGCUGUUAGCAUUAGCAACCGGAGCUAAGCGGUUUUUUUUUUAUCUGAGAGCGUGAACUGACAACAACAACAAUGGGGUAUUUGAAAUUAAUAGAGAUCGAGAACUUCAAGUCCUACAAAGGAAGGCAGAUCAUCGGACCGUUUCACAAGUUUACUGCCAUUAUUGGACCCAAUGGAUCCGGGAAGUCAAACCUUAUGGAUGCCAUCAGCUUUGUGUUGGCUGAGAAGACCAGCAAUCUCCGUGUUAAGACCCUGAAGGAUCUCAUCCACGGAGCUCCUGUGGGGAAGCCGGCUGCCAACAGGGCUUUUGUCAGUAUGGUGUAUCAGGAGGACAACGGAGAUGAGCGCAACUUCACCAGGAUGAUCAUUGGUUCCUCCUCCGAGUAUCGCAUCAACAGUAAGGUGGUGGGACUGCCUGAGUACAGCGAGCAGCUGGAGAAACUUGGGAUUCUAAUUAAAGCCAGGAACUUCCUGGUGUUCCAGGGAGCCGUGGAGUCCAUCGCCAUGAAGAACCCGAAAGAGCGUACUGCACUGUUUGAGGAAAUCUCCCGAUCGGGAGAGCUGGCUCAGGAGUACGACCGCAGGAAGAAGGAGAUGGUGAAGGCCGAGGAGGACACGCAGUUCAACUACCAUCGCAAGAAAAACAUCGCAGCCGAACGCAAAGAGGCCAAACAAGAGAAGGAGGAGGCCGAACGGUACCAGCGCCUGAAAGACGAGGUGGCUCGGGCCAGCAUCCAGCUGCAGCUUUUCAAGCUGUACCACAACGAGACGGAAAUCGAGAAGCUGAACAAGGAGCUCGGCCAGCGCAACAAAGAGAUCGACAAGGACCGUAAAAAGAUGGACCACGUGGAGGAAGAGCUGAAGGACAAGAAGAAGGAGCUGGGCAGGAUGAUGCGGGAGCAGCAGACCAUCGAAAAGGAGAUCAAGGAGAAGGACUCUGAGCUGAACCAGAAGAGGCCUCAGUACAUCAAGGCCAAAGAAAACACCUCUCACAAGAUCAAAAAGCUGGAGGCAGCUCGCAAGUCUCUGCAGAACGCUCAGAAGAUGUACAAGAAGCGCAAAGCAGACAUGGAUGAGCUGGACAAAGAGAUGAAGGCGGUGGAGCUGGCCAAGCAGGAGUUUGAGGAGCGUAUGGAGGAGGAGGCUCAGAGUCAGGGCCAGGACCUCACCCUGGAGGAGAACCAGGUCAAGCAGUACCACCGUUUGAAGGAGGAGGCCAGCAAACGUGCCGCCACGCUGGCUCAGGAGCUGGAGAAGUUCAACCGAGACCAGAAAGCGGAUCAGGAUCGUCUGGACCUCGAAGAGAGGAAGAAAGUGGAGACGGAGGCUAAAAUCAAGCAGAAAAUUCGUGAAAUUGAAGAGAACCAGAAGAGGAUAGAGAAGCUGGAGGACUACAUCACCACCAGCAGACAAUCUCUGGACGAGCAGAAGCGCAUGGAGGAGGAACUGACGGAGGAGGUGGAGAUGGCAAAGAGAAGGAUCGACGAGAUCAACAUGGAGCUCAACCAGGUGAUGGAGCAGCUGGGCGACGCCCGGAUCGACAGGCAGGAGAACAGUCGGCAGCAGCGCAAGGCUGAGAUCAUGGAGAGCAUCAAGCGACUCUACCCCGGCUCUGUGUACGGCCGCCUCAUCGACCUGUGCCAGCCCACGCAGAAGAAGUACCAGAUCGCCGUCACCAAAGUGCUGGGCAAGAACAUGGACGCCAUCAUCGUGGACUCGGAGAAGACGGGCAGGGACUGCAUCCAGUACAUCAAGGAGCAGCGAGGAGAGCCGGAGACCUUCCUGCCUCUAGACUACCUGGAGGUGAAACCGACGGACGAGAAGCUGCGAGAGCUGCGAGGAGCCAAGCUGGUGAUCGACGUGAUUCGCUAUGAGCCUCCGCACAUCAAGAAAGCUCUGCAGUACGCCUGCGGCAACGCUCUGGUCUGUGAGAAUGUGGAGGACGCCAGGAGGAUCGCUUUCGGGGGCCCGUACAGACACAAGACCGUGGCCCUGGACGGAACUCUUUUCCAGAAGUCUGGAGUCAUCUCCGGAGGAGCCAGCGACCUGAAAGCCAAGGCUCGACGCUGGGAUGAAAAGGCCGUGGACAAACUCAAAGAGAAGAAGGAAAAACUCACAGAUGAGCUGAAGGAGCAAAUGAAGGCCAAGCGGAAGGAGGCAGAGCUGCGGCAGGUUCAGUCCCAGGCUCACGGCCUGCAGAUGCGACUGAAGUACUCCCAGAGUGACCUGGAGCAGACGAAAACCCGCCACCUCUCCCUCAACAUGCAGGAGAAGUCCAAGCUGGAGAGUGAGCUGGCCAACUUUGGUCCUCGAAUCAACGACAUCAAGAGGGUCAUCCAGUCCAGAGAGCGAGAAAUCACUGACCUGAGGGACCGCAUGAACCUGGUGGAGGACGAGGUGUUUGUGGAGUUCUGCAAAGAGAUCGGAGUGAGGAACAUCCGAGAGUUUGAGGAGGAGAAGGUGAAGAGGCAGAACGAGAUCGCCAAGAAGCGUCUGGAGUUUGAGACCCAGAAGACCCGUCUGGGGAUCCAAGUGGACUACGAGAAGAACCAGCUGAAGGAGGACCAGGAGAAGGUCAUGAUGUGGGAGCAGACGGUCAAGAAGGACGAGGCUGAAAUCGAGCGACUGAAAAAGGAGGAGCACAGACACAUGAAGAUCAUCGACGAGACCAUGGCUCAGCUGCAGGACUUGAAGAACCAGCACCUCACCAAAAAAUCAGAGGUCAACGACAAGAACCACGAAAUGGAGGAGAUCCGUAAGAAGCUGGGCGGAGCCAACAAAGAGCUGACGCAGCUGCAGAAGGAAGUGACCGCCAUCGAGACCAAGCUGGAGCAGAAGCGCAGCGACCGCCACAACCUGCUGCAGGCCUGCAAGAUGCAGGACAUCCGCCUGCCUCUGCGCUCCGGGACCAUGGACGACAUCAGCCAGGGCGAGGGCGGCUCGCAGUCGGAGGAGUCCAGCAGCCAGAGGACGUCCAGCAGCGUUCUGGCCAAGGAGGCUCUGAUCGAGAUCGAUUACAGCAACCUCUCAGAAGACCUGAAGGACGCCCUGUCCGAGGAGGAGAUCAAGGGGGAGACGAAUACGCUGCAGCAGCGCCUGAACGAGCAGCAGAGCAUCCUGCAGAGGAUCAGCGCCCCCAACAUGAAGGCCAUGGAGAAGCUGGAGAGCGUGAGAGACAAGUUCCAAGAGACCAGCGACGAGUUCGAGGCGGCUCGCAAGAGAGCCAAGAAGGCCAAGCAGGCCUUUGAGCAGAUCAAGAAGGAGAGAUUUGAUCGCUUCAACACGUGUUUCGAGUCUGUGGCCACCAACAUCGACGAGAUCUACAAGUCGCUGUCACGCAACAGCAGCGCUCAGGCUUUCCUGGGGCCCGAGAACCCAGAGGAGCCGUACCUGGACGGCAUCAACUACAACUGCGUGGCGCCCGGAAAGCGUUUCCGGCCCAUGGACAACCUGUCGGGAGGAGAGAAGACUGUCGCCGCCCUGGCUCUGCUCUUCGCCAUCCACAGCUACAAGCCCGCCCCCUUCUUCGUCCUGGACGAGAUCGACGCCGCCCUGGACAACACCAACAUCGGCAAGGUGGCCAACUACAUCAAAGACCAGUCGGUGCAGAACUUCCAGGCCAUCGUCAUCUCGCUGAAGGAGGAGUUCUACACCAAGGCCGACUCGCUCAUCGGCGUCUACCCCGAGCAAGGAGACUGUGUCAUCAGCAAAGUCAUGACCUUUGACCUCGCGCAGUAUCCUGACGCCAACCCCAACCCCAACGAGUGACGUCCCGCCGCUCGUCUCCAGGCAGGUUGGACCUCCUCCUCUGUGGUCUUCUCUCCUCUCCUGUAUUUUUAUAUUUUAGUCACACACUCUGUUAGUUGUUAGGAUCGACGACGUCGGCUUUUUCUUGUGCUGUUACCCAGACUUUUUAUACCGUAAACGCCCCCGCGAGCAUUUAGCCCUGUUUGUCAUCCUGGGCAGCGCGGUGAGAUCAUGUGAAGAGGUCGCCCCCUGAACCGCCGCUCGUUUCAACUUUGUUUCAUAAAUAAAUUGUCAGUUAUUUAAA